Vigna umbellata (rice bean) is the source of this 1634-nucleotide messenger RNA. RefSeq names its product F-box/FBD/LRR-repeat protein At5g22660-like. The record is from RefSeq and is a predicted model, not a curated record. Gene Ontology annotation, molecular function: protein binding. NCBI's taxonomy places the organism in Eukaryota, Viridiplantae, Streptophyta, Magnoliopsida, Fabales, Fabaceae.
GUCCACUUUUCAAUUCUUUCAUUCUCUCUCAUCCAAAGUUGAAAAUCAUUCUCUUUGAAAUGGUAGAACCUUCAGGAAAGAUCCUUAGACGAACCCUAGAUGAAAACUUAGAUGGAGAAACCGACAACAUUGAUAGACUGAGUGCACUUCCAGAAUCUAUUCUUCUCUACAUUAUUUCAUUUUUGGAACUCAAAGAAGCUGCAGCCACUUCAAUUUUAUCCACAACCUGGAGAGAUCUUUUCUUACAAUUUGGCCGUAUUGUGGUAACUUUCAAUGAACAAGGGGUUUCUUUUUCUGAGCAUCAUAGGCUCUUUGACAUCUUUGUAGGCUUUGUUAAUAGAAUGCUUCGAGAGAGAAAUCCAGAAAUACCCAUUAAAGUUAUAAGGGUAACUGUGAAGAAUUUCACUGAAAGGAUGAAACUGGGUUAUGAAUCGUUGUUGAUGUCCACAGCUUUUGCAAUGUCCACUUGCAAAGUGGAGACUAUUGAUUACAGUUUUGAUAUGUGUUUUGAAAGAAAUGAGCCACCUUCAAUUGUUCUUCCAUCUGAAAUGUUUAUAUCAGAGACUCUAACUGGUUUGCGUCUAAUUCUUCCUAGGGGGUGGGUUCUUCCAGAAAAUGUUUGGUUGCCCAAGCUAAGGUAUGCUCACUUAAUUCCUUUUAGAUUGGUGGAUGAGAAUUCAAUUCAAAGGUUUCUGGACGGGUGCCCUAGGCUAGAAAAUGUGAUGUUUAUAAUGAAGGAUGAGACUACUGAAGUAAAAAAUCUUCACAUGUCAAGUUCCUCCUUGAAAUUUGUAAUGCUUGAUUGGCAUGUGAUAGAAGAAACAAAUAUGAGUAUCACUGUGAAGGCUGAAAACCUUUUGAGGUUGUUUUUAUCUCUUAGGGGAGGUCACAAAGUGAAUGUGGAUGCACCAAAUCUGAAGUUCUUCUCCAUUGAGGGUCAAGCGCUUGAACUGAACAUGAUUCAAAGUGUUCCUUCGAUGGAACAAGCAACUAUAGCCACUGAUUGUAUGUUUCACUUCUCAGAUUGGAAUGACUUUUAUUCACGUUCUGCAAAAACGUGUGCCUUUUUUGGAGAGUUUCAAAACCUGAGAUCACUCAACAUAUCAGAACCCAUCAUGAAGGCUCUAUAUGUUUCUAAACCGGUGAUGCCCACUUUCAGAAACCUGUACAAGAUAAGGCUUAUCCCUCGUUAUUGUAAAGAUGAUUUUACCCGAUACUGGAUUGCACAUGUGUUAUUCAACUUGUUUGAAAAGUGUCCUAACCUUCAAGUGCUUUCCUUUAAAAAGGUGUUCGACAACUACUUUGGCGAGGUUGAUUUUCAAUCUGUUUUCCCUGUUAGCAUGGUUCAAAAUCUGAAGAAAUUAGAAAUUUGUGACUUCAGAGGCCUAGAAAUGGAAUACAAGCUGCAUACGUGUGGAGAGGAAAGUCCUACAUCCAAGAAGAUUUAUUUAUCUGAGGAUGACCAUCUUGGUGCAUUACACAAGAUUUCUGACAUCAUUGUAGAUGAGUCGAUGAUGGUUCCAUGGGAUUCUACUAUAUUUGAAAGAGACUCUGAGAUCCCACUAUACUUGCAUAGGCAAGAUUUCUUGAAGCUUGGGUCGAGGAAAGAAGAUUUUAAUAUUACCCUCUUUUAG